This is a messenger RNA of Galdieria sulphuraria, 1016 nucleotides long. RefSeq names its product dolichol-phosphate mannosyltransferase. Gene Ontology annotation, cellular component: endoplasmic reticulum membrane. Gene Ontology annotation, biological process: GPI anchor biosynthetic process; protein O-linked glycosylation via mannose. Lineage: Eukaryota; Rhodophyta; Bangiophyceae; Galdieriales; Galdieriaceae. Bases 47 to 811 code for a protein of 254 amino acids. The transcript has 6 exons. Gene Ontology annotation, molecular function: dolichyl-phosphate beta-D-mannosyltransferase activity. The record is from RefSeq and is a predicted model, not a curated record.
GGAGAAGCCGCUCUAUUUGUGAUUGAGAAAGCCAAGUGGGUUGACAAUGGUGAAGGAUUGUUCCUAUUCGAUACUUCUUCCGACGUACAAUGAAAGGGAAAAUCUUCCAUAUAUUCUCUAUUUUAUUGAAGAAGUCUUUGAAUCAAUGGGAGAACGUUAUGAAGUUAUCGUCGUUGAUGACAACAGCCCCGAUGGAACUUUGGAAGUUGCAAAGAAACUUCAGCAAGUCUUCGGUAGCGAUAAAGUUGUUUUGGCGCCACGCGCAGGAAAACUUGGAUUGGGAUCUGCUUAUUCUCACGGUCUGCAAUUCGCGAAGGGAAACUUCAUUAUUAUUAUGGAUGCCGACCUAUCUCAUCAUCCUAAAUAUAUCGCGGAUUUCGUACGCAAGCAACGAGAGGGUAGCUUUGACGUUGUGACAGGAACAAGAUAUCGCGGUGAAGGCGGAGUCUUCGGUUGGAACUGGCGACGGAAGCUAACAAGUGUGGGAGCAAAUCUUCUCGCGCAAUUGCUGUUGAAUCCUGGUGUGUCAGAUUUAACUGGAAGCUUUCGAUUAUACCGAAGACAAGCUUUCGAACAACUUAUACAUCGAACCAGAUCGAAGGGCUAUGUCUUUCAGAUGGAAAUCAUUGUACUCGCAAAGAAGUUGGGGUUGAGAGUUGGCGAGGUUCCUAUAGUGUUUAUUGAUCGACUAUAUGGGGAGUCAAAACUGGGUGGAAGAGAAGUCAUACAAUAUUUAAGUGUUUUCUUUUCGCAAAGAUCUGAACUGCUGUUUCCACGAAAGUACGAGAUUGAAUUCCGGAACACUUUCUGAAUCACCGUAAGAAUAUAUUUGGGAAACAGAAAAUUUUUGAAUUCAUUCUGUUCUCAACGUUUCCGAUAUCUACUGCUAGUUCCUUGUACAGAGUUGUAUAUAUCUGCAACUUAUGUACCGAGAACACUGACUAUUUAGUGAGAAUAGUUUGCAGUGAUCAACAAAGCUCUGUAUUAUAAAGAGUCGCGGUAUCUUUCGUCAGAAU